AUGGUUCAAUCUGCUAUCCUAGGUUUUCCAAGAAUUGGUCCUAACAGAGAAUUGAAAAAAAUCACUGAAGCUUACUGGAAAGGUAAGACUACUGUUGAUGAAUUGUUCAAGGUCGGUAAGGAAAUCAGAAGUGCCAACUGGAAAUUGCAAAAAGAUGCUGGUGUUGAUAUCAUCCCAUCCAAUGAUUUCUCUUUCUACGACCAAGUCUUGGAUUUGUCCUUGUUGUUCAAUGUGAUCCCAGAACGUUAUGCCAAGUACGAUCUGCCAUCCAUCGACACUUUGUUCGCUAUGGGUAGAGGUUUGCAAAGAAAGGCCACUGAGACUGAAAAGGCUGUCGAUGUGACUGCUUUGGAAAUGGUGAAAUGGUUCGAUUCUAACUACCAUUACGUCAGACCAACUUUCUCUCACUCCACUCAAUUCAAAUUGAACGGUCAAAAGCCAGUCGAUGAGUUCUUGGAGGCUAAGCAAUUGGGUAUUCAAACUAGACCAGUCUUGUUGGGCCCAGUCUCUUACUUGUUCUUGGGUAAGGCUGACAAAGAUUCUUUGGACUUGGAACCUCUUUCUCUAUUGGAGAAGUUGUUGCCAUUGUACGUCGAGAUCUUGUCCAAGUUGAAGGAAGCUGGUGCUACUGAAGUUCAAUUGGACGAACCAAUCUUAGUUUUGGAUCUACCACAAGAAGUUCAAAGUGCUAUCAAGAAGGCCUACGAAUUCUUCGGCUCAAAGGCUGGCUCUUUGCCAAACAUUACCUUGGCUACUUACUUUGGUACCGUUGUUCCAAACUUGAACGCUUUGAAGAACUUGCCAAUUGCUGGUCUACAUUUCGAUUUCGUUAGAGCUCCACAACAAUUCGAUGACGUCUUGUCUAUCGUUGGUGCUAACCAAAAGUUGUCUGUCGGUGUCGUUGACGGUAGAAACAUCUGGAAGAACGAUUUCGCCAAGUCCUCCGAGCUGGUCAACAAGGCUAUCAAGAAGUUGGGUGCUGACAGAGUUGUUGUUGCCACUUCUUCUUCUUUGCUACACACUCCAGUUGAUUUGGAGAAUGAAGCCAAGUUGAACCCAGAGAUCAAGGACUGGUUCUCCUUUGCUACUCAAAAGGUCAAGGAAGUCGUUGUUGUUGCCAAGAACGUUUCCGGCCAAGAUGUCUCUGCUGAAUUGCAAGCUAAUGCUAAGUCUGUCGCCGCCAGAGCUUCUUCUAAGAUCACUAACAAUGAUACCGUUCAAAAGAGAGUUGCUGCUAUCGAUGACAACAUGGCUAAGCGUGCUGCUCCAUUUGACGCUAGAUUGGCUGAGCAAAAGAAGCGUUUCCACUUGCCAUUGUUCCCAACCACCACCAUUGGUUCUUUCCCACAAACCAAGGAUAUCAGAAUCAACAGAAACAAGUUCAACAAGGGUACCAUCACUGCUGAAGAAUACGAGAAAUUCAUCAACGCUGAAAUCGAAACCGUUAUCAGAUUCCAAGAAGAGAUCGGUUUGGACGUCUUGGUCCACGGUGAACCAGAAAGAAACGAUAUGGUUCAAUACUUUGGUGAACAAAUCGAUGGUUACACUUUCACCACCAACGGUUGGGUUCAAUCUUACGGUUCCAGAUACGUCAGACCACCUAUCAUUGUUGGUGACUUGUCUAGACCAAAGCCAAUGUCCGUCAAGGAAUCCGUCUACGCUCAAUCGAUCACCACUAAGCCAGUUAAGGGUAUGUUGACUGGUCCAGUUACCUGUUUGAGAUGGUCUUUCCCAAGAAACGACGUUGACCAAGAAACCCAAGCUUUGCAAUUGGCUUUGGCUCUAAGAGACGAAGUUAACGAUUUGGAAGCUGCCGGUAUCAGAGUCAUCCAAGUCGAUGAACCUGCUAUCAGAGAAGGUCUACCAUUGAGAGCCGGUGCUGAAAGAUCUGCCUACUUGAAGUGGGCCGCUGAAGCUUUCAGAGUCGCCACUUCUGGUGUUGCCAACGACACUCAGAUUCACUCUCACUUCUGUUACUCCGACUUGGAUCCAAACCACAUCAAGGCUUUGGACGCCGAUGUCGUCUCCAUUGAAUUCUCCAAGAAGGACGAUCCAAACUACAUUGCCGAAUUCAAGAGCUAUCCAAACCACAUUGGUCUUGGUCUAUUCGACAUUCACUCUCCAAGAGUUCCAUCCACUGAAGAGUUCAUUUCCAAGAUUCAAGCUAUCUUGAACUCCUACCCAGCUGAAAAGUUCUGGGUCAACCCUGACUGUGGUUUGAAGACUAGAGACUGGGAAGAAACUAAGUUGUCUUUGACUCAUAUGGUCGAAGCUGCUAAGCACUUCCGUGAACAAUACAAGAAAUAA
This is a messenger RNA of Torulaspora delbrueckii, 2307 nucleotides long. It is a transcript of the gene MET6, whose product is annotated as 5-methyltetrahydropteroyltriglutamate-homocysteine S-methyltransferase. NCBI's taxonomy places the organism in Eukaryota, Fungi, Ascomycota, Saccharomycetes, Saccharomycetales, Saccharomycetaceae. The transcript has a single exon. Gene Ontology annotation, molecular function: zinc ion binding; 5-methyltetrahydropteroyltriglutamate-homocysteine S-methyltransferase activity. The record is from RefSeq and is a predicted model, not a curated record. Bases 1 to 2307 code for a protein of 768 amino acids.